Messenger RNA from Triticum turgidum subsp. durum (durum wheat), 1149 nucleotides. NCBI's taxonomy places the organism in Eukaryota, Viridiplantae, Streptophyta, Magnoliopsida, Poales, Poaceae. The record is from the annotation of a GenBank genome assembly.
AUGAGCAUUUCUCCCCACAGCUUUUACAUACAUUUGCUCAGACACGUUUGGUUUCAGAUUGAGUGUGAGACAGUUACUGAAGGUGAGAAAGACACCUUGAAGCCGUGGAAAUUCAAGGUUUCGUAUGACAAGUUGGUCUUUGGAUGUGGAGCUGAGGCAUCGACUUUCGGUAUACGUGGUGUUACUGAACAUGCAACCUUUCUUCGGGAAGUUCAUGACGCUCAAGAGAUCCGCAGGAAGCUCCUUCUGAAUCUGAUGCUGUCUGAUGUACCUGGCAUAUCAGAGGGCGAAAAGCGCAGGCUAUUGCACUGUGUUGUUGUUGGAGGUGGUCCAACAGGGGUUGAAUUUAGUGGGGAACUUAGUGAUUUCAUCACCAGAGAUGUGAAAGAACGUUACUCACAUGUGAAAGAUUAUGUCCAUGUGACCCUGAUUGAGGCAAAUGAGAUAUUGUCAUCAUUCGAUGUUCGCCUCAGGCAGUAUGCUGUAAACCAACUAGUUAAGUCAGGUGUUAGGCUUGUACGAGGAAUCGUGAAGGAUGUACAACCCGACAAAUUAAUCCUGGACAAUGGAGAAGAGGUUCCUUAUGGUUUGCUGGUAUGGUCUACUGGGGUUGGUGCUUCAUCAUUCGUCAAGUCAUUGCCAUUUCCCAAGUCACACGGAGGAAGGAUCGGUGUAGAUGAGUGGUUACGUGUUCCUUCUGUCCCAGAUGUAUUUGCUAUUGGUGAUUGCUGUGGAUUCCUUGAAAGCACCGGCAAGGAAGUUCUCCCAGCCUUAGCUCAGGUUGCCGAGCGGCAAGGCUUGUACCUCGCUCGCCUGCUCAACCGUGUGAUGAAAGCUGGAGGAGGGCACGCAAAUUCCCAGGUCGAAGUCGAUCUAGGUCCAAAGUUUGUGUAUAAGCAUCUAGGGAGUAUGGCAACCGUUGGAAGGUACAAAGCUCUGGUGGACCUGAGGCAAAGCUCAGGAGUCAAACUGAGCGUGUCUUUUCCCUAUUCGCAGGACUCGAAGGGCAUAUCCAUUGCAGGAUUUGCAAGCUGGUUCAUCUGGCGCUCAGCGUACCUGACUCGUGUUGUCAGCUGGAGAAAUAGGCUCUAUGUGGCUAUCAACUGGCUGACCACGAUGAUAUUCGGCCGUGACAUAAGCCGUAUCUAG